AGCUGUCACAGUGCGCGGCGAGUGUCUGUGCCUCGCCCGACUGUAUCCUCGGCUUUACAGAGCCGAUGCUUUCCAGCUAUCCUCGAGCUUGGAUUAAACGUCAAAUGGAGCUUGACCUACCCAUUACAUCACAGCUCCAUCAACAAUUCGUGUCAUUUACUUAGACGACAUCUCUCUAUCAAUUGAGGUCAAGAUCAAUCAUCUUGUGUAGAUUACAGCUCACAACAUAAUAUCAUUGAGCGUCUUCCCCAGCUCUCAUCUGCCUCACCAUGAACUCACUCAGAUACCUCCGGCCGGUGGCCUCGCGUAUGCAGGCGCCGACGCUGCCCAGACUCUCACGUGGAUUCGCCAGCAAGACAUACGAGUUCAUUCAAGUCUCUCAGCCCAAGCCCGGUGUUGGUCAAGUGACGUUGAACCGCCCCAAGGCCUUGAACGCCCUCUGCACUCCCCUCAUCCAUGAGCUCAACGAUGCGCUGAGGGCUUUCAACGCGUCGGACGAAACGUCCGUCAUCGUUCUGACCGGCUCCCAAAAGGCCUUUGCCGCCGGUGCCGACAUCAAGGAGAUGGCUCCUCUUACCUUUUCCGAGGCGUACACCAAGUCCUUCAUCGAGUCGUGGUCGCUCCUCACCACCGAGGUCAAGAAGCCCAUCAUCGCCGCCGUUUCCGGUCACGCGCUCGGCGGAGGCUGUGAGCUGUCCAUGAUGUGCGACAUCCUCUACUGCACCGAGACUGCCAACUUUGGCCAGCCCGAGAUCAAGCUCGGCACGAUCCCGGGUGCCGGCGGCAGCCAGAGACUCACCCGGGCCAUCGGAAAGUCCAAGGCCAUGGAGUUGAUCCUGACGGGCAAGUCCUUCAGUGGUGCCGAUGCCGAGAAGUGGGGUCUUGCGGCCAAGGCAUUCCCUUCGUACGAGGUUCUCAUGGAGGAGACGCUGAAGACGGCAGAGACCAUCGCCGGCUAUUCGAGGGUGUCCAUCAACGCGUGCAAGGAAGUUGUGAACAAGAGCCAGGACCUGCCUCUGAGGGAUGGUGUCGAAUUCGAACGGAGAGUGUUCCACAGCUUGUUCGGCAGCAACGACCAAAAGAUUGGCAUGAAGGCAUUCGCAGAGAAGAAGAAGGCAGAGUGGACUCACUCUUGAGGGCGUAAUGCUUGUGAAAGACUAGUUGUAUGCGAAAUAGCCGAGUCUGGCAAAGACAUGAUGUUGUGCAACCAUGAUCUUGGGCAAAUGAAUGCGUGCGUGUGUUUGGGGAAAUCCGUCAGACUGCUCGGCAUGAAUAAGACCAGGUAAGAGCACACAGUCAGCCCAGCACCGCCUUUUGCUUGGCUGUGUUGCUCUGCAGGAAAAAGGGUGAUGUUACUUUUCGGGGUCUCUCUCUCGUACAGCACUCGCUUGCAUGCAUGAUGACUUUAGUCCCGAGAUUCUUCGCCUACCUUAGCC
This is a messenger RNA of Colletotrichum scovillei, 1436 nucleotides long. RefSeq names its product enoyl-CoA hydratase/isomerase. The transcript has 2 exons. Bases 270 to 1136 code for a protein of 288 amino acids. The record is from RefSeq and is a predicted model, not a curated record. Gene Ontology annotation, molecular function: enoyl-CoA hydratase activity. Gene Ontology annotation, biological process: fatty acid beta-oxidation. NCBI's taxonomy places the organism in Eukaryota, Fungi, Ascomycota, Sordariomycetes, Glomerellales, Glomerellaceae. Gene Ontology annotation, cellular component: mitochondrion.